AAUGCCAAAAAGAAAACAAUUGCAACAAUUUUACAUUUUAUAAAUGUUGUGAAUCGUUAUAUUAUUAUACGUGACUUAAAAGGAAUCACAGAAGGCAGAACGCAAAAUAGUUAAGCUUGUAUACUGCGACAUGCCAAUACAACUAGGACCAAGAUAUUUGUUGAAAUCUGUUUACGAUACGUGAAACGAUAACUACAAUCCUUGCUAAUAUGUUGAACGAGGACAGCGGCAAGCCUUUUAAAUGUGAGCAGUGCGACUAUUCGUCGAACCGUUCCUUUGACCUGCGACGUCACAAGAAGCGGCAUACAAAGAUAAGGCCGUUAGAAGGAAGUGUAUUUCAAUGCAGCGAAUGCUCAUUCACAACAAAAUGGAAACGCAAUUUGAGGCGUCAUAUGCUAACCCACAAUAUGGUGCCAGUUAAGGAUCAAGUUGAUCCAGUUGAGGAUAAAGUCGAUGAUCCAGUUGAUGAGCCUGUGAAUGAGGACACUUUUGAGGAGUUUAUUGUGGAGCUAAUUGAGGACUCAAAUACUGCGUCGAAUAAGGAACCUGCCAAAUUCAAACCAAUUGAGAAAUUCGGCGUCACGCAGAUGAAAUUCUUUGUAUGUGGACAAUGCCAUUACACAUCCAACCGAGCGUUUGACUUGCGACGUCAUGAGCAGACCCAUUCCAGGGUAAAGAACAUCGAUGGCACUGCAUUUAAAUGUCUGAAAUGUCCAUUUAUUACAAAGUGGAAGCGAAAUAUGAAGCGACAUCUAUUAAAUAAAAGGCACAUAAAUCUCAGUAACGAACUGUGCACUGAUCAACUGGACGAUCAAUCAUCUGAUGAGUUAAUUGUGCAACUAAUUAAUUCAGACGAUCUGAGAUCAGAGUAUGAUACGGAUACAGUGGAGUACGUGCAAUCUGAUAACUCUGAAACGCCGCCUUUCCUUCCAACUUGUAACUCUCCAAUAAAUGAAUCCGAGGCUCAAAUAGAUCCACAAACAUCAACCGACGCGAAGGACAAUGAAUCCAAUGGAAAUAAACGCUUUAAGUGUGCACAGUGUCACUAUGAGUCUAAACGUGCCUUUGAUUUGCGACGUCACGAACAGCGACAUAAAAAGGUAAAAAUUGUCGAUGGGAUAGCAGUUAAAUGCACCGAAUGCUCAUUUGUAACGAAAUGGAAACGCAAUAUGAGGCGUCACAUGAAACAGCAUAACCCUAAAGACAUUCCUGCUGAAACGCCCAUAUUGGAUAAGCAAUUGUCCAAAUUAGAUGAGGAAGCAAACUGCGAUGUCGAGUCCCAGACUAUUUUAAUUGAACCGCUUUAUUCGGAGUUUAACUCUGAGGCGAUACAGAUAAACGACUUGGAAAUAUAUGAAGAAAGGUCGGAAGUCGAAACUGAAGCUUUGGAGUCGGAUGAGGAUUCAGAUGUUCUUCCAUCCUAUUGGCAAGCCAUCGAACAGGACACAGAAUGUGUAUUUGGCUCAUAAUCCAAACAAACUAUUGUCUUAAUGCCAGGACAAGUUACACUAUUAAUAUAUUUGAUUACAUUUUAUGCAAACAUUUUAAAAUAAUUUUGUAUAUACUAAUAAGUUUCUUGUUCAAUUAACUACUGGUAAAUCGUCAUAUUAUCAGUUAUGUUAUUUACAGAAGUAAUGAUUUAUUAAGAUUAGAUAUACAUUUUCAUUUAAUAAACAUCAUCUUUUGAGAAUAUGUAA
Molecule: messenger RNA, 1697 nt
Organism: Drosophila innubila
Lineage: Eukaryota; Metazoa; Arthropoda; Insecta; Diptera; Drosophilidae
Product: transcriptional repressor CTCF-like
Exons: 2
Coding region: 210-1469 (419 amino acids)
Biological process (GO): regulation of gene expression
Cellular component (GO): nucleus
Source: RefSeq, a predicted model, not a curated record